AUGGCAGGUCGAUCACCGAGUUUUGUUGUUGUUGGUCUCCUUCUGAUAGUAUUUCUUGUUGGAUUUUUUUAUAUGUCAUGUUCAUCGAAAAGUACUGAACUUCGACAAACAUUAGAUGAAUUUGAACAACGUAUACGAAUGUUAACACUGAAAAAUAGUGAUAUUGAACGAGAAGUUCAAGUAAUUAAAACUCAAAAAAAUGAAGCUGAUAGAAAAAUGGUUGAUACUGAAAGCGAAAUGAAAAAAAAAGAUUCGAAACUCAAUGAUCUGAAUACGAAAUUAAAUGAAAAAUUGGCAGAACUUCAAAGUUUAAAAUCUGAUAAACAAGUUGUCGAUGAACAAUUAAAAGAACUUAAAAAUGAAGCUGGACCACUUUCAUCAAAAAAUUUAGCUAUGAAUAAAUUACAAGAAGAAUAUGAUAAACAAAAAAAAUCUGAUAACGAACUCAUAGUUCGAUUAAAACAAGAAGUUGAAGAUUAUAGAAGUCAAUUUAAUAUUUCAAAAGAAAAACCAAUUGAAAUUCCAAGUCAACGUUUUCAGCCAUUAUUUCAAGCGAAAGAAAUAGCAAAGAAUACUUCAGCUAUUUUUCGAGAACCUUUAGCUAAACUUAGUAAUAUUACAAAUGAAAUUAGAGAUAAAUUUGCUCCAGUUGUCUCGAAUAUUAAACAAAAAAUUGCUAAUAUAUAUGGUAAUGAAAGUAAUUCAGUAGUGAAUCAAAAUAUUCCAGCACCACCAUUAAACAACAAUAAGCAACAACCAGGUCGUGAAUCUGGUGCAGAAGUUGAUAAAAAUAAUCAAGAACAAAACAAAAUAGAAAAUCUUCAACGUUUAAAACGAUCGUUGAAUGAUACAAAUAAAUCUUCUUUCAAUAAAUCAAAUGGUGAUCAACAGAAUUCAGAUAUACACAAUGUUGCAAGGGAUAUAGAGCGUGCUCGUAAUGCUCCAUAUGAUAAAGCUAAUCUCGCUAAUAAUCAACCAGAUAAUGUACCCUCUCAAUUAUUAGGAAUUCGUAAAAAUUAUCGUGUAGGUGAUCGUGAAGAAUCUCCAAGAAUUGCCAAUAAAAAAGAUGGAAAUCAAGUGAUAGCUAAUAAUAAUGGUCAGGAACAAGCAUUGGUACGGGGCCAUAUAUUGUGAUUUGUAUUUAUUUCUUAAACUAUGUCUUUCUUCUUUUUUUUAAAUUUAUCUGAAUAUCUUCUCUUUUCAUUCGUAGUGAUAUCUUUUUGUUAUUGAUCUUUUCGGUUCAACCGGUAUCUUUCUUUCUGCCACUUAACAAAAUAAUUGUGUAUGUGUUUCUUUCUUCGUAUACUAUUUAUUUGUAGCGAUCAAUCAUUUCAAUACUUUUUCUUUUUUUUACAAUCUGAUUAAUAAAAGUUGUAUACUGAGCUUAGUACUAAAAAGCCAAGUAAAUUGUAUACUAUUAAGCAAAUGAUAGAUAUUAUUGAUCAAAUUUCUCUUAUGACACG
Messenger RNA from Adineta steineri, 1463 nucleotides. The record is from the annotation of a GenBank genome assembly. Lineage: Eukaryota; Metazoa; Rotifera; Eurotatoria; Adinetida; Adinetidae.